Molecule: messenger RNA, 1092 nt
Organism: Akanthomyces muscarius
Lineage: Eukaryota; Fungi; Ascomycota; Sordariomycetes; Hypocreales; Cordycipitaceae
Exons: 5
Coding region: 1-1092 (363 amino acids)
Cellular component (GO): cytosol
Molecular function (GO): NAD binding; oxidoreductase activity, acting on the CH-OH group of donors, NAD or NADP as acceptor; formate dehydrogenase (NAD+) activity
Source: RefSeq, a predicted model, not a curated record
AUGGUCAAAGUUCUUCUCGUUCUCUACGACGGCGGUAAGCACGCCGAGCAGGUUCCUGAGCUUCUCGGAACCACCGAGAAUGAGCUCGGCCUGCGCAAGUGGCUCGAGGGCCAGGGCCACACCCUCGUGACCACCUCUGACAAGGAGGGCGAGAACUCCAAGUUUGACCAGGAGCUCGUCGACGCCGAAGUCAUCAUCACCACCCCCUUCCACCCCGGCUACCUCACCGCCGAGCGUCUCGCCAAGGCCAAGAACCUCAAGCUCGCCGUCACGGCGGGCAUCGGCUCCGACCACGUGGACCUCAACGCGGCCAACAAGACCAACGGAGGCGUGACCGUCGCCGAGGUCACCGGCAGCAACGUCGUCUCCGUCGCCGAGCACGUCGUCAUGACCAUCCUCGUGCUCAUCCGCAACUUUGUGCCCGCGCACGAGCAGGUUGAGCGCGGCGAGUGGGACGUGGCCGCCGUCGCCAAGCAGGAGUACGACCUCGAGGACAAGGUCGUCGGCACCGUCGCCGUCGGCCGCAUCGGCGAGCGCGUCCUCCGCCGCCUCAAGCCCUUUGACUGCAAGGAGCUGCUCUACUACGACUACCAGCCGCUGUCGCCCGAGAAGGAAAAGGAGAUUGGCUGCCGCCGCGUCGACAGCCUCGAGGAGAUGCUCGCCCAGUGCGACAUUGUCACCAUCAACUGCCCGCUGCACGAAAAGACCAAGGGCCUGUUCAACAAGGAGCUGAUUAGCAAGAUGAAGAAGGGCUCCUACCUCAUCAACACCGCCCGCGGCGCCAUCGUCGUCAAGGAGGACGUCGCCGCCGCCCUCGAGUCCGGCCACCUCGCCGGCUACGGAGGCGACGUCUGGUUCCCCCAGCCCGCGCCCAAGGACCACCCGUUGCGCACCGCCAAGAACCCCUUUGGCGGCGGCAACGCCAUGGUCCCCCACAUGUCCGGCACCUCGCUCGACGCCCAGAAGCGCUACGCCGACGGCACAAAGGCCAUCCUCACCAGCUACUUCUCCGGCAAGGAGGACUACCGCCCCGAGGACCUCAUCGUCCACAAGGGCGACUACGCCACCAAGGCGUACGGUCAGCGCAAGUAA